AUGGUUCGUAGAUCUGCCCGUUUGGCUGGCAACACCGUCGAAGAGGCCGCUCCUGCUGCUAAAAAACAGAAGACCACCGCCCAGGCGGUGAAGCCUAAACAAUCCACCGUCGACGCGAAAAAGGAGUCUAAUGACGUGAAGGCCGACACCGCCAAAAACACGUUGGAAGAAGGAGAUGAGAUCCCGGCAGACUUGGAAUUGGAAAACCAGGACGGCGAGUCCGUCAAUCUGUUGAAGCUCGCAAAGGACGCAAAGGUCCUGGUCGUGUUCUUGUACCCCAAGGCCUCAACACCGGGCUGUACAAGACAGGCUGUUGGGUUUCGCGACAAUUUCGAAGUUUUGACCGGAUUGGGUGCCACAGUGGUGGGGUUGAGCUCGGACUCGCCAAAAACACAAACCAAUUUCAAGUUGAAGCAGAAACUGUCCUACGAUUUGUUAUCUGAUCCAUCGAAAAAACUGAUUGGUCCCUUGGGUGCCAAGAAGCAACCGAACGGAAUUGUGCGUUCAGACUUUAUCUUCAGAGACGGUGUGCUUAAAGUGAAACGCGUGGGAAUUUCCCCUGAGAAAAGUUUCACCGGGGCUGUUGAUGAAGUGAAGAAGCUGGUGACUUAA
Messenger RNA from Ogataea philodendri, 612 nucleotides. RefSeq lists its product as uncharacterized. Gene Ontology annotation, molecular function: thioredoxin peroxidase activity. Gene Ontology annotation, biological process: cell redox homeostasis; cellular response to oxidative stress. Bases 1 to 612 code for a protein of 203 amino acids. Gene Ontology annotation, cellular component: cytoplasm. NCBI's taxonomy places the organism in Eukaryota, Fungi, Ascomycota, Pichiomycetes, Pichiales, Pichiaceae. The record is from RefSeq and is a predicted model, not a curated record. The transcript has a single exon.